CUGCGAGGGGAAUCGUUGUACCGCUCCGCACCAAGUUGCAGUCCGCGGCUCUUCCCCGGCCAGGCGGGCGGCGGCGCGGCUGGGGCCGGCAUGGGGCGGGCGGCGGUGGCCGGGCGGGACGGCCCGCGGGCCCUGUCGCUGCCGCUGGUGCUGGCCGUGGCGUGCGCGGCGCGCAGCGCCGACGGGCCCAGCAACAUGUCCUACGUGAAGGAGACGGUGGACAGGCUGCUGCAGGGCUACGACAUCCGCCUCCGGCCCGACUUCGGAGGUGCGCCCGUGGAUGUGGGCAUGCGGAUAGAGAUCGCCAGCAUCGACGUGGUGUCGGAAGUCAACAUGGACUACACCCUGACCAUGUACUUCCAGCAGUCCUGGCGGGAUAAAAGGCUCUCUUAUUCUGGAAUACCUUUGAACCUAACUCUGGACAACAGGGUGGCUGACCAGCUCUGGGUGCCGGACACGUAUUUCCAAAACGACAAGAAGUCAUUUGUCCAUGGGGUGACGGUGAAAAACCGAAUGAUUCGACUCCAUCCAGAUGGGACAGUCCUUUAUGGCCUACGGAUCACAACAACAGCUGCUUGCAUGAUGGAUCUACGCAGAUAUCCUCUGGAUGAACAAAAUUGCACACUAGAAAUUGAAAGUUAUGGAUACACCACUGAUGAUAUUGAAUUUUACUGGAACGGAGGAGAGUCGGCAGUAACGGGAGUUAAUAACAUCGAGCUCCCACAAUUUUCUAUCGUUGAUUACAAGAUGGUAUCAAAGAGAGUGGAAUUUACAACAGGAGCAUAUCCCCGAUUAUCGCUUAGCUUCCGGCUUAAAAGAAAUAUUGGAUACUUCAUUUUGCAAACCUAUAUGCCUUCCACGCUGAUCACAAUUCUCUCCUGGGUGUCUUUUUGGAUCAAUUACGACGCCUCUGCAGCCAGAGUUGCUCUAGGAAUCACCACUGUGUUGACCAUGACCACCAUCAGCACCCACCUCAGAGAGACCUUGCCAAAGAUCCCCUACGUCAAGGCAAUAGAUAUUUACCUGAUGGGAUGCUUUGUGUUUGUGUUCCUGGCCUUGCUGGAAUACGCCUUUGUAAACUACAUAUUCUUUGGGAAAGGACCCCAACGUCAAAAAAAGGCAGGAGGCAGGGCGGGACACGCUACAGGCGAGAAGAGCAGACUGGAAACAAAUAGAGUCCAGGUUGACCCCCAGGGAAACAUGCUGCUUAGCCCACUUGAAAUACGAAAUGACGUCAGCAGCUCAGACGUGUUCCCGAGUCCCCGCGACCCCCGAGCCACCACGUACACAUACGACAGUGCCAACCUGCAGUACAGAAGAGCCACUUCCAGCAGAGACCUCUACAGCAGGAGUGCUCUGGACAGGCACAGGCUUCAUAACAAAGGACGCUUACGAAGAAGGGCGUCCCAGAUCAAAGUCAAAAUCCCUGAUUUGACUGAUGUUAACUCGAUAGACAAGUGGUCCAGAAUGGUCUUUCCCAUCACGUUUAUUCUUUUCAAUGUUGUUUACUGGCUGUAUUAUGUCCACUAAUUUAUGCAAUAAUGUUACCAUAGACUAACAUAAUUAGACUUGUUUCUUUUCCUUCUCAAUUUUGUUAACUCUGAAGAACUACAGUAGCCAUAAUGUUACAUAUUCAAGGUAAGAGACCCAGCCACUAAAUACUUCUAGAUUUGAGCUUUCAAAAAAAAAAAAAAACAAAAACCCAAAACAAUGCAAAUCCAGCCUCACCACAUUCAGAUCAGAAUAGUACGGAUCUGCUCUUAAAGAGCAUCUUCAGCAAAAGCACUAUAGCUCGAUUUUUACAAAGAGUUUGUGCAUCGCCCAUGAGCUUUCUGUACCCGCUUUUAUGGGUUUUUUUUUCAAGUGGAAUAAAAAUUAGUCCUACUGUAUUUGUUACCACAUAAUGGCAGCCCACAGCAGCAUGCUUCCAAAGAAGACAGUGAACAGCUCAAAUCAGUAGUUACGCCCCAGUGUUUCAGCAUUUAGAGUGCAGAGGAAUUUGAAGAAAUAACUGUUUGAAGGAUUAUAAGUAUUACAUCACACAUCAUUUCAAAGUUAAUAGUUAUACAAGGAAGUAUUUCCAUAGUGUCUGUGAGAAGUAUCACUCAAGGAGAUGCAAGUCAAUUCAUGUUUUCAGAGAGGCAGGGAUCUUCAAAAGAAAGAAAGGGCAGCAGAGACAAAUCCCACUGAGUUUCCAACUAAAUCAGCUGGUUGGAUCUAACUAGAAUUUUAUUUCCACAAAGUAGCAAAGUUGAAAUUGAUGAUAACAAUUGUGCCAUCUGUAAUUUUGUAUUAAAAAGUAGAAAACAAACACAUUUCAUUCCUGGAAGCAAGGGAUACCCCAGCCCAAGAGUGGCCAGUUUUCUUGACUCCCUGGUUUCCUGUGGCUGGUAAUUGCAACAUGUUCUCCCAAAAGUUGGCAAAUGUCAGGGAUCAGACCUGAGGAGAGGUGUGCACACAGUUUCCUACAGAUUUCUUUACUCCGAUGAGGAACAGGAGGCACAGAUGAGUCUUAUGGCACCCUGGUGACAUUGGGUACACUGCUCCUGAGGACUUGCCUCUCCCUACCCAGCUGCUUAUCGCCCGGCACAACCACAGCCAAGGAGCUGCAGGCAAAGUGGGAGCAAGCUGCAUCCAUCUGAGGAGCGAUAGGUCAUCUCCUAUCUGUAUAAAAUCCAUUUCCCUUCUCUACCGCCUAUUUUUUCCUAGCAGUGUUUAUACUAUGUUGCCUAACAUAGCAUUUUACUGAAAGGGAACUAUUAUCAGUUAAAUUUUAUUUUGCAUUGAAAGUGUUUUAUACUUUUAGGAAAGUCACGAUAUACAAGCCGAGUCAAUGUAGGUACUGAGAUGACUGUUAUCAAUGCCAGCUGGUACAGAAACAUUGAUCAGGGCAGCAGGCGGCAAUGCCCGCCAUUAGGAAUUACUAGGGAAUACAAACGAGCGAUGUGCAGAGCUUCUUCACCAGUUCCUCAUUGCCUGGCAGGAAGGUCAACUGAGGACCUUAUCGCCAGCUGACAUUACAACUUGUUAAUCAGAACAUAAUAAUAAAUGAAACACUCCCACAUGUUAAUGUUUGUCACACCCUGUAAGACCUGGACCUCCUAACAGAUCAGGACCUGCUGCACCUUCCCUUUGUGCAGCAGGCUUCUGCAGAAUCAGUCUGGAAUGAUAAAUCGCCAAACAAGAAAGGGAAUAGGUUUAAUUUACUCAUUACAAAAAAUAAAAGGCCGCAAAACAGGCAUUUGACAUCAUUGCUAAUCUAGGGGGGUCCUCGAGACUAUCAGACUGGCUCCAGCCUCCCGGUCUCAUCCCAAGUUCAAUGGAGCACAGAGGUGGUCUCCUCAGCUGUCUACUCUCUGCUACAACCUUUGACCUCCAGUCUAUUAAAAAAUUGCAUAAUUUUACCAGAUUAAUCGGCCACUGAGUAUAACUUGAGGUGAUUCUGGACAAAUGGCUCUUCUGAAUAGGCUACAACCUGUAUGCUUAUCCCCACCCUAAAACAACUCCAAGUAAUUUUUCAACAUUUGCACCAUAUCGGCAACCAAAAGAACGGCCAUACCUCAUCCCACACAUGACAUUUGGAUUAACUUUUUAGUGAAAUUUAAACAACAUUUAGAUCAAGAAUAUUUUAGUGGCCACUAACAAUAAUAUUUUGGUAUCAUAAAAUAAAAAAUACAUAGAACAUAUGGAAGUCUUGCAUGCUAAGCAAACUGAAUUUUCCAUAACUGCAAAAACUAGCCCCAGGAGGGAGACAGCAGUAGUGCCACGUGUGCUGCCCGUUCCAACACACAUCCCAGUAAAUGGCUUUGAAUUCAGCAAACCAGCACCCAACUUUACAAACAGAGAGAGUGAGUCCAUGAGCCAGUGAACUUUCCAGCUUUGUGGUUAUACACAGAAAUAAAUUGAAAGAAAGCAAUACAUUCCGCAGAUUUGCAGUGCUAAAUACUCUGUGAAAAAUGACUGUCAGUAACCCAUGUUUUUGCAUUACCUGAUUUCCCAAAGAUAUUCACAGACAGACCACUGGUCAGUAAUUGAACCCAGCUGUUCCAAUGGUGCGGAGAUGUUACAACCCCUCCUUACAGCUACAGCGGAUGUGUAGGAAGAGCCAACAUCCAACACGAUACUGAAACAAGACUUUAGGUAAUAGAAAAGGAUCCUUUGCCUUCUAUUACAAUAGUGAAGAUCAGCUGUACUGGUCUUCAGGUUUUUUCUUGGAGACUCCUAACAUCUGCACACAGAUAGUUUCUAUCUUAUGGAUCAUCCAGCUAGUUCAUACACAGAUGUCAGGCACAUGGGCUAAAAGCAGUUAAAUUGUACAGUUCCAAGCAAAAAGAAGUGUAUGGAGCUGAGGAGGUGCCAUUAACAAACCAAGAGCAGUAAAAGCACAAAAUUCUUCAGAAGGGCACGUUCCAAAAUAGGAGGGUCCACGGUCGUGCAUUGGGAGUCCUACAACACAUGCCACCGCUCCAAACCCCAGCCGUGCUGCCAGUUCUGAACGACACGCACCAAGGCCUGGCUGCAUCAAGAGCUGGAAGGCACGAUCUUGAGCAAGGAAACAGCUGCCAGCUCUUGGCACGAAGUUUUGCAGCAGGGGCUAAUGACCCCACCAUGUACAGACGUGAGAGCCACUUACUGCAGGUUGGCAGCAUCUUAGCCCAGAGCCAGCAUCUCCAGCCUCCCACUGGGCUCCUGUCCGCACAUUUAACCACCAACUCUGGUAAAGAAACCAGAAUUUGGCAUAUGAGCUCACAAGGCGCAUUGGAUUUAAACUAAAACCUCUUUCAAAGCUUCAAAAGAGAAUUAAAACCAAAAAUUGGGAACAGGGUGUAUAACCAUAACUAGCACGUUUUCCCUCUUUCUACUACUUUUAGAAAAAAAAAUCAAAGAAAACAUUUCUCACUUGAGAGCAAUAGCUUGGCAGCAAGCAAAAGGCGGUGGUUAUUAGAGGCACGGGAUGGAAAAACAUGGCUAUUUAUGGGUUACCCCUGUACACCACCAUCUGGAGCUAGGAAUUAGUGAGUACAAAAGAAACACAACCUCUUCCCAUCAGUAGGUUGGAGUCAUUUGGCUGGUUUUAAGCGAUAAGGGUGAAUAACGCUGUAACACCAAGCUCCAGCACUGUUGUAUUUCAGUACAGUUAGUUUUCCUGCCCAUAGGAAGCAGCCUUCAAGCUCAGCAUAGAUAAGGUCCUAUUGCUAAUUAGGUUUCAGGUAAACCCCCUUACAAUUUGUGCCAGUGUUUCGUGCAAUUUGUGAGUUUGAAUAGAUUAUUUAAAGAAACUUGCACUGGAAUUCCUCUUUAGCUAGGUUUCCCAAAGACAGGAGCUUCUACUGUCCCUAAGUGUGUGUCUAUCAGAGAGUCUCCCAAUAAUAUUUGAAUCCAUUGGCAAUUUCAACCAAAAGAUAACAGAACAGUAAGGAUCUGUGAGAUAACACGUUCUUACAAGUUUCAACAAAGCAGGUAGCUGAGCAGAGGACAAAGCUCCUGUUAAUCCAUCCCGCUUCUCUGGCAGAGAGGGACUCAAUGAACCCCGACCUUACUAGUCGUCAGAGAAUCCACACAGGAGGGCAAUUCAAUACCCAGAUCCACGGGGAAAACAAGGUUCAUUGGUUUUCGUGCUCUUGAAACUAUUUAUUUCCACACUUAAAAUGAUCUUCUAAUCUCAUUCUAAUCUUACCUCUCGACAGCAGUAUCCCACCUGAUUACGAAUGAAGCGGUCAGUGGCUAAAACGGCAACAUGUUUGGAGCAUGUAUUUCUCCCAGGGCAGAGUCAAUUAAAUAGCUCCUCCGUGCUUGUCCAGGGCUUCAAACUAGGCUGGCAUCAGCCAGGCAACUGCAGUGAUUUUGCUCAUCUCUCUAAUACCAACCCAGCUGAGCAGCCAGUCUGCGAACUCUCCUCAGAUGAGUAAAACCACUGGUUUACAAGAGCUUUAUCGUUGUGACAGCAGGCAGGAUCAGCCCAAAAUAGUGGGAGUCAGCUGCGGUCACUCUGAAGGAUAAACAGAAGUCUUUCCACUUCAUCUAUAUUCCCACACAAUUCAAAACAAUUAAGAAGGAAUAGCAAUAGUGGUAGAAAAAGUCUUAGAACACCACAAAAAAUACAACAUUUUCAAUAUGACAGAAAUAUUUAUGACAACAUUCCUGCACUUUAUGCUACUGCUGAACAGAAGUUGCUGUUUCAGAGUUACCUGCUGCUUCACCUUGUUCACCGUUAUAGAAAACCUUCCAUCCCCUCGUACUGCAAGUAGAGGAUUUCUUGAGAUAAGCCAUGAGGAAAGUCAUCCAGGGCUGGCAUCCAUGUUCCACCAGCUGCUGCUGCUUCCCAUCACUGACGAACUUCUCCCCCUCCUCGUGAAUUCCCACAUCCUGAGGAUGCAUUGCUAAAACCACCUUGGGAAUAUUCAUCAAAAAAGGACUGUGUUACACCUGUUGUAAAUGGGUUUUGCAUUGAAAAUCCAUCUAAGAUUGUAUGUUUCUUCCUACCCCCAUAAGCAUCCCCCUGCAGCCCAAAGAAGGCAGGAGAUCACAGAAUAUUGAACUUCAGCAUACGACGAUACUGAAAUGUAUAUGCGCAGGGUGAAAGAAUUAAGAGACAACUGAGAAAUCUGGCAUUUUUUAAAGGAAGAACAGGUGAUUUUGGCCUACUUACUGUCUUGGAGUGCAGAGUGAACUCUAAUUAUGUUGUCUUCUCCUUGGCGUGUUUGUUUCUCAAUUAUUGUAUAAGUCAUUUUGAAUCUCAAAGCGUUAUAAGAACAUCACCAUUUGUCUUCUGCUGGUGCCAGUCUAAGAAAUAGCAUGGUAGUAAUUCUUUUACACUUUUUUUCUUGGCAAAAUCCAUUGAGUAUCAUUACCUAAGGAGCUAAGAUGUCAGCAGAAUCAUGUCAUCUCUCUAGAGACGAUCUCUAAUCAGUAUGUCUUUCAACUUAUCACUGCCUAUUUGUAUAAGCACAGUCUUAGAGAAAAGUAUAAAAUAUCAAUCACACUGCCAAAAGUGUUCAUAAAGAUGGUUUCUUUUGGCAGAUUAUGCAUUUCAGUGAGAGCAUCAGCAACCUGGUUUGCAUCUGUGAACAUAGCAGUUUCCUUGUUCCCACAUCUGUCUUGACCUAGCUGGCAACAUAUUACCUGAUUUUUUUAGAUUUUCAGAGGCAACUAACUUUGAAUAUGGUGUGCUGCAUAAAAGAGCAGCUUUACAAAACAAAGGUGGCAAAUCAUCAUUUCAAAGAGAGAGCUGAAUGAGACUUUGGCAUAGGUAAAGAAUUCAGGAUUGGGUUUUACAAAGGCAGUUAAUAGCAGUUCUCAUCAGAUCAUCCAUCUAAAAUCAAUAUUAAAAGAAACAUGGGAGAUCUGAAACCUCUGCAUUCCCAAGAAAAAAAAUCCUUCUUUUACUGUAGCCAUCAAAAAAAAAAGUUAUUUAAUCUAUAUGAUGCUAGGAAUCCUUCCCCCCCACCACCAAAGCAGUACCUAUGGACCUGUAGUAGUUUCCAGUUAAAGUCCCCACACUUUCCAGUGCCUUUCAUUAUUGUAUUAGCUAAAUUACCUGACUAAUCUGAUGCCAAAAAAUAGCCAAAGUCUUCUCUAUGUAGGACUCUCGCUGGUGCUAGCACAUAUGAAGAGUACUUUUGAGUAAAAUUGCCAGCCAUAGGCAAAGUGAAGAGUUGAACAUCCAGUACGUCCUCCACAAACCAGCAUAAAACACGAGGUUCUGCUCCUGCGAUGACCUCUCCAUGGAGCAGCCUGAUGAUGUGAACCACAUACACUUGUGAAAGUCCAAAGGAUGAAUCUUUGUGGGAUUUGCCUCCUUUUCUACAUUUUGGUAGCGGCCUGUUGGUCUUUCUGGAGAGUUCCUGAAGAAAGUAACUAUAAAUUUAGAGAGGGAAGCAUAGUAUACUGCCAAGUGUAAUUAAAGUGGAUUUAAAGUAAAAUCUUUGUAGACUAUAUUGAUGCACUUAUGAAAGCAUUCUCCAGUACCAGAAGAAUAAAAAUCCCUUUAUUUCUGCUACUUCAUUAUGAUUAUUAAUUCACAACUCAAAGCGAUAACAAAGUGUGCAUACUUCAGGACAAGGUGGUUCUUAAAACCACCUUUCAGAGAAAAGCAUAAUUAUGUUUCAGCAUGUUUCUUAUGAGAAAGGCUUGCUCCAGAACUCAGAAACAUUCUACAGGCUUAUACAGAUCUUUUCAAAAUGCAGCUUCUGGACAUACACAAUUGCUUUGUUGCAAAAGCAGUUUUAUUACAGUAGUCACUUCCAUACCGACAGCUUUCUGGUCAGAUGCAAUUCUGAUUCACUUCAGUGUGCCAAGAUCAAAGCUGAAAUGGCUGAUCAAGAAAAACACGUUGUUUUUCUGAAAUCAAGGGAAGAUUUCUAUGAGAUUGAGAGAAACGCAAUGAAUGGCAAUGGAGGGCAAGUAACAUUAUUUUUAUAAUUCACUUUUAUAUUUUGUAUCAAGAUAUGCUGCAUUUUCUGAUUCAAAUUGCAGGUCUGUUUAUGCAAUGUGAAUUUCUGUAGGUGCUUUUCACAUGUUGAAAUUAAAACUUCAUACAUUGUGCCCAUUAUAUGUACUGUUUUCAUUGGUUCAAAGAGCCUACCUCACAAAAUUUUGUUUCUGGUCUUAACUACAUGCUUACGAGGUCUGUACAUAGCACCUGCAAAACCACAGAGGUUUCACCAAUGUAUUUAUGAUGGUUGUUUUCCUUUUUUUUUUUUGGCCUACACAACCACAGAACCCAGAAGUGACCUGCUCCACAGGAGCAAACACUAGGAGAAUAAGAAGACAUCUCCCUGAAACAGGACAGAAGGGGGAGCAUCGCCUGGGAACAACCGUUACAAGUUAGCGCGGUGGGAUGUGCAAACAUCAGAGCCAUUCCACUUCCCAUAACCAGCUAAUUAGAAAGAGCUCAAGCCUGGAAGAACACAGAAAAAUACGGAUAUGGGCAAAGUGAGCAGAUAGGCAAGGACAAAAUUAAAAGUUAUCUAAUGUUCAUGGAGUCUCUUUAAACUCCAGCAUCUUUGGUCCAAUGCAGAAGGGCCUUCAGAAGAUUUCCCUGAUUGCCCCCUUAGCCACGGACUCAAGUGGCUUUGUGCAUGACGCUCCCACAUCACAGCCCUACAUGGCUUUUGUUACCAGUGCAGUUCCUGUACUUCACUCUGGUCCCAGCAUACAGUUCCUCCAGGGACUGUGACCUGCACUCCAGUGCUCUGUAUGAAAACCUCAGGGUGGAAACGUAACGCCAGCUUCCUUAGCUAACCUCCCGUUCCUCAGCCCAGAAGGGAGCAUAGGAUCAUAGAAUCGUCUCAGUUGGAAGGGACCUUUAAGAUCACUGAGUCCAACCAUCAACCUAACACUGCCAAGUCCACCACUAAGCCAUGUCCCCCAGCACCAUGCCUACCUGUCUCUUAAAUACCUCCGGGGAUGGUGACUCCAUCACUUCCCUGGGCACCCUGUUCCAAUGUUUGAUAACACUUGCAAUGAAUAAAUUUUUCCUAAUAACCAUCUUAAACCUCCCCUGGAGCAACUUGAGGACAUUUCAUCGCUGGGCAUACUUGACAGACAUGCUCCUGGCCACAUAAGCUUGUUUUAGAUGUUUCCGUUACACAUACAUUUUUCCUAUUCACUACCUUUUCAUAUCUACCUGCACAUUCAUCAAAGCGUGUGCUGAAGCUGACACCAGUCUAAUGGGUUUUGUGGAGUCUCUAACUUUUUGCAUCAAUUUGGCCUGGUACGGUCUCCACAAAUGCCUUCUCUGUCACAACUGGAGACCUUGCUUGCUCUAGAAGUCCCUAAUUCUCAGGGUAGAGACAGAACAAACCCACUUUCUGACAGACGGUAGAAAGUACAGAGCAGCAAACUCUCUUCUCCCUUCUGUUUGGUCCUUUUCCUUUCCAUCUACUGGAGGCCAUUGCGUGCCUUACAAGGACGGUUCAUUCUUCUGUAGACACAUAACGUCAGGACACACGUUUCAAAUGCAAUUCCAUGACAACCAUUUUUAGCUGCUAGUUCUCAGUGGCUCAUCAGCUGGUGCUCCUCUCCCUCUCCAGCCAUUCACACAGUGGUGUUAUGCCCCCUGUCAAAAACAUCGUUUUGAUGGUUAUAUAAAAGAUACUUAGACUCUCAAUAAAGUCUAACACCCACAAAAAGGCAGCUCAUUACACAUUUAUUGCUGUCACACCAUAAGAGUAACCGUCUUGUCUUUUUUUUUUUUUUUAAAGAAAAAAAAAAAACCAUUCUUCAGCCUUUCCUGUUCAGUGCUGCAGUAAAGGACAGGACAAAUAUAGGACGAUACUAAAGAUGAAACACCACCACAUAUCCUUAAUUAUAAAUCCAUUUUUACAUAACUUGCUAUAAAAUUUAUAACGAAACUAUGUAAACUUUAAGUCUCUGAAAACUAAGAGGUAGCAAGACAAAAGUUCUUGUCAGCAACAUAGUACAGAUUAAGUUUUAAAUAUCCGCUUUAAUAUUCUUUGAAGUACAGACUUUCUAGGUAUCUGCUUUCUUCAAUGUAUUCACAUUAUACAUCUAUAAAUUGUAUAAAUGGAUCAGCACAUGUGUCUUGUAUCCAAAUGACAUCCCAAACUUGAUAGUGUACACUCGUAUGAAAUAAAUUAUUUCUGCUAUUGUAAAUAAAAGGAAUAAUUCUCAGUCCUUUUGUGCUAAAUGAUAAAAACAGUGUGCUAACAAUAAAAAUCAGUUAAAAAAAAAAAUCAGUUACCAAAAAAUUAAGCCUCUUCUCUCUACAAAAGCAUUUUAGCAACAUAUGCUACCACAGCAUAAUGAAAGCUAAAGCGGCACGUUCAGUAUGCAUCACACUGAAGCAUUUAAACACCUAAGACCAUAUCAAAGCCGUACGUUCUUUCUUCUAUAAAGUGACUACAUCAAGAGGAAAGGGAAAAGCAGAGUGAAGACAAAUAUACCUAUGAACAAAAUAAACACACCUAACCAAUUUAUUCAUUAAACUCACAAUUUAAAAACCAGCAUGCUCCUGAACAGCCUACUGGACAGCCUGCAGUAACUCUUCACAGACUUUUUAUAAAGCUAAACAAAUAUCAAUUCCAACCUGAUUUUUUUAGCUUGAAUUUGGUACCAUGUAUGCAAGGUCUUUACCUGUUAUCUGACCCAUUAUCAAAUUCUGCUGCUUAGGUAUAUUCAAAGACAAUGAUCAGAACAGGUCUGUUAAAGAGUCUGCAGUCCUUCAAAACACAUUUUCCAGUCUUUCAUUCUUAUGAUUCUUUACCCCUUUCUCCACUUUUUCUGAUCUUUCUUGAACUGCUGACACUGAACAACAUGCGCAUCUUAUUAAAUGUACCAGUACCAAAUAAAAGGGAAACAGACUACAUUUUAUACACACUUAAAAAAAAAAAAAAGCAAAACCAAAACCCAAAACCAAAAAACACAACCAACCAACUUCUGUGCUAGUUUUAAUAUUAGAAACAUAUAUUUAGGUUUCCCAUCCACGAAGCCUAUUAAAAUACUUAGAGGCCUUUCUACGAGAGCUUUUGUCCUCCUCCUCUUCUCCAACCAGUCCUCUGAAGUCCAAUUUUGUGUACGGAUGUAUUAUUUUUACACUUUGCUUAUAUGAAAACCUACAAGACAACAAAAUAUAGAAGGAGCUCAAGACCCUGAUUUUGAAGCUAUGAAGAAGGUAUGCCAUCAAUACUUUGCCUUUUUAUAUAUAUACAAAACAUGCCUAAGACAGUUGAAUGUUGAGAAGUACACAUUAGUAUUUCUGUAAGCAUUGCAGAUAAUUUCCUCUUUACGUAUAGAAGCACGCUUUAACAAAUAGUAGAAACCGCAAGAUUCCUGGUGUAUUCUUCCCUAGUGUUAUGGCUUCUAACUUUUGUUAUAUACUACAAUCGAAACCCAGUCUGGUUUCAGAAAGGUUUAGACUAGGAUUUGCCAGUUAUCGGCUGUAUUAAGUGGGCUGGGAAUAUCCUUGUCACAGUCUGCAUAGGUCAGCUCCUCUCCAGCACUGCACCCCCUUUUGAAAACAUUAAUGUAUUAAAGUGAAAAGCUAUCAACAAAACCAAAGAUAAAAACCCAAACUUUACUCUAAAUAAAGCCCCAGUGAUUCUUCCUCAACUUCUCAGCACUCAACAGGUUGCCUGAAGAGGUUGUGGUGUCUCCAUCCUUGGAAGACACAUUCAAAAGCCACCUGGACAUGGUCCUGUUGGAGGCUGCCCUAGGUGAUGCUCCUUGAGCUGCGGACUUGGACAAGAUGACAUGCAGA
Messenger RNA from Chroicocephalus ridibundus (black-headed gull), 12220 nucleotides. It is a transcript of the gene GABRB1, whose product is annotated as gamma-aminobutyric acid type A receptor subunit beta1. NCBI's taxonomy places the organism in Eukaryota, Metazoa, Chordata, Aves, Charadriiformes, Laridae. The transcript is spliced from 9 exons. Gene Ontology annotation, molecular function: extracellular ligand-gated monoatomic ion channel activity; GABA-A receptor activity; chloride channel activity. The record is from RefSeq and is a predicted model, not a curated record. Gene Ontology annotation, biological process: chemical synaptic transmission; nervous system process; signal transduction. Bases 91 to 1530 code for a protein of 479 amino acids. Gene Ontology annotation, cellular component: synapse; plasma membrane; GABA-A receptor complex.